UGAUGUGAUACAAUUACCGAGUAAGAAGAAAGAGAGAGAGAGAUGGCUAUAAAUUGGUUUAGAGCAGUGCCCAAAUUACGAUAUUCAGAGCCCGAAUUCAUCAGGUCACACGCAUUCUCGCCCUCUUUCUCACCUACCAAAAGGGCCUUCUCUGGAAGUGGAAGAAUAGCAACGGCUUUAUCAUCUUCUUCUUCUUCAAUGUCCUACGCAAAGGAGCUCGCUGCUGCCAAAAAAGCUGCCUCGCUCGCUGCUCUCCUCUGCCAGAAGGUGCAAAAGGCCCUAUUGCAGUCAGACGUUCAUUCAAAAUCAGACAAAAGUCCAGUAACAGUGGCGGAUUACGGUUCACAGGCUAUUGUGAGUUUGGUACUGGAAAGGGAAAUUCCUUGUGAAUCGUUCUCGCUUGUGGCCGAGGAGGACUCGGGAGAUCUUCGGAAGGAAAGUGGGCAGGAAACACUAGGGCGCAUAACAAAACUUGUUAAUGAUACUCUUGCCAAUAGUGACUUUUCCAGUGUUUCUAAUUUAACCACUGAAGAUGUGCUCAGAGCUAUUGACAAUGGGAAAUCUGAAGGUGGUUCUAGCGGCCAGCACUGGGUUCUAGAUCCCAUAGAUGGAACCAAAGGGUUUGUUAGAGGAGAUCAAUAUGCCAUAGCAUUGGGAUUGCUGGAUGAAGGAAAAGUUGUGUUGGGUGUCCUGGCCUGUCCGAAUCUUCCUCUCGCAUCCAUUAGUGGCAAUAAUCAGCAUUCUUCAUAUGAUAAAGUUGGUUGUCUUUUCUUUGCUACAGUUGGUACCGGAACAUAUAUGCAGCCAUUGGAUGGUUCUUCCCUGAUAAAAGUGCAUGUCAGCGCUACUGAAAAUCCUGAAGAAGCUUCGUUUUUCGAAUCUUUUGAAGCAGCACACUCCUUGCAUGACUUGUCUAGCAGCAUUGCUCAGAAACUCGGUGUCAAAGCCCCGCCAGUAAGAAUUGACAGCCAGGCAAAGUAUGGAGCACUUUCCAGAGGAGAUGGAGCAAUAUAUCUUCGUUUUCCCCAUAAAGGAUAUCGUGAAAAAAUAUGGGAUCAUGCUGCUGGGUGCAUUGUCGUGACUGAAGCUGGGGGUGUGGUCGCAGAUGCCGCGGGGAACCCAUUGGAUUUCUCAAAGGGGAAGUAUCUUGAUCUUGAUACGGGCAUAAUCGUCACAAAUCAGAAACUAAUGCCAUUACUAUUGAAGGCAGUUAAAGAAUCCCUGGACGAAAAAGUUUCAUCUCUCUGAUUUUUUUUAUCAGGGCAAUAGUAAUUGGAGGAUCUUCAAGGCAACGUUCCUAACAAAUGCUUUCAGAAGCAAUAACGUUCAGCGUUUGUAUUGUGAUACAGUGUUUUCUGUGUAGGAUAUUUGUCCUUUCACUUGCCUUAUUGCUGUCCCGUAUGUUUUUACAUGAUAUUAUAUACGGAAUUGGUUUAUGCUUUAAAGUUUAAACCGUGUUGUUACUUAUUUUUACUUGUGAAUUUGACUUGAUAUCGGCC
This is a messenger RNA of Pyrus x bretschneideri (Chinese white pear), 1499 nucleotides long. RefSeq names its product SAL1 phosphatase. Bases 43 to 1248 code for a protein of 401 amino acids. NCBI's taxonomy places the organism in Eukaryota, Viridiplantae, Streptophyta, Magnoliopsida, Rosales, Rosaceae. The record is from RefSeq and is a predicted model, not a curated record. Gene Ontology annotation, molecular function: 3'(2'),5'-bisphosphate nucleotidase activity. Gene Ontology annotation, biological process: sulfate assimilation; phosphatidylinositol phosphate biosynthetic process. The transcript is spliced from 8 exons.